Prunus mume (Japanese apricot) is the source of this 540-nucleotide messenger RNA. Its product is annotated as major pollen allergen Ole e 6-like. NCBI's taxonomy places the organism in Eukaryota, Viridiplantae, Streptophyta, Magnoliopsida, Rosales, Rosaceae. The record is from RefSeq and is a predicted model, not a curated record.
UUAAUUCAAUAAUUAUCAAAACAGAAAGUUAGAGAAGGAAGAAUGGCCAAGAAGCUUGUUGCAGUGUUUCUCAUGUUGGUGGUGGUUGUUGCAGCACUCCACAUUCGGGAGGCUGAGGCAGAAGACGGUGAUCACAAGGAAUACAAGGAGUGCUUCGGCAACUGCUUGAAGGAAUGCGAAGACGGCGACGCCCACGGUCAAACUUACUGUGAGAUGAGCUGUGACACUGAAUGUGCAAGUAAAGAGAGUGCCGAAAGGCUGAAGAAUAUCAAAGUAUGAGCUUGUUGAAUAGCCAAGGAGCAAGCACUUACAACCACAGAGGAAGAGCGAUAUACAAUAAAUUAAUUAAUGAGCUUUCAUUCCACUGAUAAUGUAUUAAUUUGUGGAGGAGUUUUUCACAUAUACAUGCAGUUUCCAUGAAUAGUGUAUUAAUUCGCAAGAUGUAAUAAAUCGUUUUUUUUUUCUUUUCUUCAACACAAAACUCUGCAAUGUUAAUUCACUUUGAUGAAAAUAAAAUUGUGAGAUGAAUCCUUCUUCGUA